CCGCGCCAACAGCUGAAAUAAAAAAUUUAAUACGAAAAAAGAAACAAAAAAGUCUGCUUGCGGUGCACAAUAAUUGAAAAUUAAUUGAAAACCCACAAAUAUUCACAAAACCCAAAAUGGAAUCGGAUACGCUGGAUAUGGAGAGUGCUGCGGCAGCAUUGAAAAAGUUGUCGCAAAGUGAAAGUGCGGGUGGCAAGGAAACAGCAGCAACAGCAUCAGCAGCGGCGGAAGGGGCGCCGCCAACAAAGAGACAAAAGACUGUCGCCGAUGAGGAGGAUCGAGAGGUGGCAGAUAGGGAGAAGGAAGAAGUAGACGCAGACAAUGAUGAUGAGCAGGAGGAGAAUGAGGCUGAGGAUGAUGAUGACGAAGAGGUGCCACAACUGGUUGCUGCUGCUGUCGAGAGCUGUGUGGAUCGGGUUCAAAGCACUCAAAGCAACCCGCGUACAUUCCGACGCAUACCCGUCUUCAUUGUGGACUAUCAUAACGAUGUGCUGGAGUUUAUCUACCGCUGCCUGGGCACGCGACACCUGCCGCUGGAGAACAAUCUGCUGGUGCACUUUGACUCGCAUCCAGACCUGGUGAUACCGCGGCACAUAGCCGCCAGCUCCACCUACGACAAGGAGACGAUGCUGAAUGAGCUGAGCAUUGAGAACUGGAUCAUGCCCACGCUGUUUGCAGGCCACUUUAAUCGCAUGGUGUGGCUGAAGAAUUCGUGGUGCCAGCAGAUACCCACCGGCAAGCAUGACUUUAAGAUUGGCCAGAAGGACGAUCGCAUUGGCGUGGACUGUCCGCUGGAUUACUUCAUUGCCGAUGGCAACUACUGCAACAGCGACGACCUGCAGGAGGCGCGCCAGGUGGAGCUGCAGGUCUACGAUGCAGACAGCGACAGUCUGGAUCCCACGCAGUUUGUCACAGCGAAGGAUGCCAAGGGUUUUGUGCUGGACAUUGACCUGGACUUCUUCAGCACAUCGAAUCCCUUUCUGGAGAUCUACAAGGACGCCGAUUGCUACAAUCAACUGAAGGAGAUCUUUCACUUUGUGAGCGUGGAGGCCGUGAAGAAGGCGGCCACGGCCACCAUAUCGGAGUACAUGGCCACGGCCGACAAGCGGCAGACACAGCUGGAGGCACUCAAGCGGAUCUUCUGGCAUCUGGAGGAGCAGCGCAGCCUGGAGGGGCUCGAGCUGCCCGACGAGACUGUGAUCAGUCCCGAGGUUUAUGCCAAGAUCGUGCAGCUCACCGAGCAACUGCAGGACAAGUAUCCGGACGAUGAGAUUGACUGGCACUUGAUAUUCGACUCGGGCAGCACCACGGACAACAACGGGCUGCCGCAUCACAUCAGCACCAGCCAGGAGCUGGAGGAGUAUUUUGCGAAUUUCAAGCGUUUCCUGGAACGUCUGCCCGUGCCGCCCGUGGCCAUAACGAUGGCUCAUUCCGCUCAGGAUGAUUACUGUCCCCAGAAUCAGGUGGCCUUCAUCGAGGAGCGAGUGCUGCGGCUGCUCAAGGACGUCUUUGGCGAGAGGCUAAACGAUAAAGCAAUCCUACAGUAUAUGGACGAUCCCUGGGACGUGAUGAAGCUCUAGGCGCAAAAAGGGAUACCCCUGGAACACAAUCUCGUAUCGAAUCCAAGACUUAAUCGAAAUCCCCCCUUUGAAUGAUUCCCCCAGAACUUACAGUGAGAGAAGCAAAGCAAAAGAUGGAAAAAUCCAAUUAUAAAUUAUACACAUAUUUUUUUUAUUUUCUAAA
Messenger RNA from Drosophila obscura, 1743 nucleotides. It is a transcript of the gene MESR6, whose product is annotated as UPF0489 protein C5orf22. NCBI's taxonomy places the organism in Eukaryota, Metazoa, Arthropoda, Insecta, Diptera, Drosophilidae. The record is from RefSeq and is a predicted model, not a curated record. The transcript is spliced from 2 exons. Bases 117 to 1580 code for a protein of 487 amino acids.